Messenger RNA from Scomber scombrus (Atlantic mackerel), 2355 nucleotides. Its product is annotated as inactive N-acetylated-alpha-linked acidic dipeptidase-like protein 2. Lineage: Eukaryota; Metazoa; Chordata; Actinopteri; Scombriformes; Scombridae. The record is from RefSeq and is a predicted model, not a curated record. The transcript is spliced from 16 exons. The coding region runs from base 1 to 2355 and encodes 784 amino acids.
AUGGCAUACAGGAAAGUUUGUGACGCCCAGGGUGGCCCACUGGUCGGUGAGGUUCUGCACUGCUCUGGAAGUCUGGAUCUGGACUGGGACCUGGACAAGGAGGAGCUGCAAGAACCAGGACCCAGCAUGGACCGCGUGCAAAUGCAACACGUAGAGUGCCAGAGAUCAGGGUGUUCUGACCCUGGCACUGACCCUGACCCUGAGCUGAUGGACCCCAUCCAGCCAUCUGUCUCAGUUUCACCACAUGGACGUUUUGAACGGCUUCAGGAAGAUCCAAACUACAUCUCCCACUUCACCAGGGCUCCGGGCCAUAAAGGCCAGCGACGACUCCACUGCUUCUUGCUCAGGUACUUCCUGGCAGGAGUGGGGCUUUUUGUCCUGGGGCUACUGAUUGGCUGGUUUGCUCACACGCCCACUGUUAAACCACCUGUUCCCCCAUCAGACAGCUCAGAUCUACUGGAAGAACUGCUGAGAGGAAUCACAGCGGACAAGAUAGAUGCUCUUCAGAGGUCUUUCUCCAGCCUAUCAGAUGACAGCGAGGAAGCCAGGGCCAGGUACCUCUACAGGCAGUGGGUGGGACUUGGUUUGACGGAUGUCCAACUGUCCAAUCACACAGCGCUGCUCAUCCUACCUGGCUCCACGCCCAACACCAUCACUGACAAGUCUAGCCGCCAGUGUUUCCUGCCCAACGGGACCCCGUGUGACCAGCGAGGGCCCAACGACCUGCCCAAGCAGCAGUUCUCCUACGCCGCCUACUCUGCUGUGGGAAGUCUGCAGGGGGAGCUUGUAGAUGUCCAGUACGCCAGCGUGGACGACCUGAGGAGAGCCAGAGAAACCCUGAACCUCACCAACCAGAUUGCCGUGGUCAAGCUUGGUCAAGCUCCCCUGCUGUACAAGUUAUCCCUGCUGUCUGAGCUGGGCUUUGGAGGUGCUCUGCUGUACAUUGACCCCUGCGAUGCCCCCCCUGGCCGCCACAUCUGGCAUCAAGCCUUCAGAGUCACUCUCAACCCUGGAGGAAACCCUGCCAAUGUUGGAGCUGGAGGGAGUCUGACAUCUCUGUUGGUUCAGCCCAUUUCUGCCUUCCUGGCCAAGACGUUACUAUCCUCUUCAUCCACAGGCCAGGGAGCCUCUUGCACUCCUCUGGCCAUGCCUCCAAAUGCAGAACGCAAAAAGAUAACUCUGACUGUCGGGAGCCAGGUGUCCUACAAGAAAAUCUACAAUGUCGUUGGAUACCUGAAAGGAAAAAGGAACCCAGAUCGCUAUGUGUUGGUUGGCAGUCGUCAUGACAGCGACCAGGGAGGCGGGACGUCAGCCAUUAUGAAUCAGCUCAUCGCAGCGCUGACCGAACAGACCAAACGAGGAUGGGUGCCAGAUCGUACCACUGUGUUUUGCUCGUGGGGAGGCUCAGCCCUGGGGAACAUCGGGUCCUACGAGUGGGGAAAGGAUAACAGUGUUGUCCUACAGAGCAGUGCAGUGGCUUAUGUCAGUCUGAACUCUCCAGUUCGAGGGACAGAGACUCUCAGAGCUACAGCUUCCCCAACUCUACUGCAACUCACAUCAGAUAUCCAGAGAAGACAGUUGCUGAGCUGCAUCCGUGGUGGGAACUGCCCUGGACCCAACGUCACUUCUCUCCAGUUACCUGGAGAUGUGAGUUUCUUUGCCAACCAGCUGGCUGUGCCCACCUUGGAGUUUGCCUUUGAGCAGACCAGAGCAGAAGAGACUGAAACUACCAGUUUCCUGUCAGAGGCUCAGUUUUCUGCUGAGUCACCAGAGACCCUGGACCCACUCUUCAAGUUCCAUGAGACCAUUGCCAAGAUGACAGCAGAAGCCAUUCUCCGCCUGGUCAAUGAUCCUGUGCUGCCAUUCUACCCACUGGACAUCGCCCUGGAUGUACAAAACAAGCUCAAAGACAAGAGCGCCGUGUCUCCAGCCUUGCUGUCCUCAGCCUCCUCUCUGAGAGACCACGCAGCUUUCUUCCAGUCAGAAACCAUGCGGCCAGCCAACGACCCCAAAGAGCGAGACCCCUCCCACGUACGGAUGCUGAAUGAUGUUCUCCGUGACCUGGAGAAGAGCUUCAUCAUCCCACAUCCUCCACCUGGAGUGUACAGAAACCUGUUAUACAGCCUUCCAGGAAAGACCCCCCACUUUUCCAUCUUCAGGUUCUCACAGGAAGCCCUCCUGCGUUGCAAAGUCAGCAGCAAAGCAGCCAAACGUAUCUCUGCGUACCAGGAGGAGUUUUGCCACAGCACCGUGAACCAGUCCCUGUCUCUCAUCCUCCGGGCCAUCCGCUCAGCUGAGAGGCUGGUGUGUUUUGGCAUGGACUUGUUUGAGAAUUACCCGAAUGACACAAUGUGA